AUGUUGAGUGAAAAACGUGUCUUAAAGACAAAUCAAGAUGCACUUGAGGAGAGAGGACACUGGGGAACCAAGGUGGAGUUUCUUCUGGCAGUUGCCGGGAAUAUUGUGGGCCUGGGCAAUGUGUGGAGGUUUCCCUACUUAUGCUACAAAAACGGAGGCGGUGCGUUCCUGGUGCCGUAUCUGGUGUUUGCGGUGACGUGUGGUGUACCGCUCUUCCUUAUGGAGACCACCACGGGCCAGCACACCCAAACGGGCGGCAUCACUUGCUGGAGGAAAAUAUGCCCGCUGGUUGAAGGUAUCGGCUAUGGGGGUCUGCUGAUCCAGCUGUACAGCUGCACGACCUACAUUAUUAUUCUGGCUUGGGCUCUGUUCUACCUGGUUUUCUCCUUCAACUCUCCACUGCCCUGGAGCACCUGUGAUAACUACUGGAACACUGCAGAUUGCGUUGAUAUUACAACGAAGAACCUCACCAACCACACCAAAGGAACCUCAGCAACAACAGAAUUCUGGGAGUUGUUGUUGAUUACCCUGUCCAGACGUCGCGUGUUGAAAAUCUCAGGGGGCAUUGAGGAGAUUGGCAGCAUCAGGUGGGAGGUGCUUCUGUGCCUCCUGGCUAUCUGGGUCAUUUGUUACUUCUGCAUCUGGAAAGGCGUAAAAUCAACUGGAAAGGUGGUGUACUUCACGGCCACGUUCCCUUACGUGAUGCUCCUCAUUCUUUUGAUCCGAGGACUCACUCUUCCAGGAGCCAGACAAGGAAUCGAGUUCUACCUUCUACCUGAGCUGUCGCGACUCACAGAUCCUCAAGUGUGGAUGGAUGCCGGCUCGCAGAUCUUCUUCUCAUAUAGCAUCGGUGGGGGCACCCAGGUAGUACUGGGCAGCUCCAACUUUCGCAGCAACAAUUGCUACAAGGACACCUUUUGGCUGUGUUUGCUGAACAGUGGUACCAGUGUGGUGGCAGGUUUUGCUGUCUUCUCUGUGCUGGGGUUCAUGGCUCAUGAGCAAGGUGUUCCAAUCGCAGAGGUAGCUGAGUCAGGUCCAGGCCUGGCGUUCAUUGCAUACCCUCAAGCGGUGGCCAUGAUGCCGCUGCCUCAAGUGUGGGCCAUCUGCUUCUUCAUCAUGCUCCUCUUCCUUGGCCUGGACACACAGUUUCUCGGCAUGGAGGUGGUGAUCACAUCCUUCUCAGACAUAUUUCCCAGAGUAUUACGUCGACCGGGCAGACGGGAAGGUUUCCUCCUGCUCUACUGCCUCACGUGUUUCUUCUUGCAGCUUGUCAUGAUCACUGAGGGAGGAAUGUACAUCUUCCAAAUUUUCGACUACUACGCUUGCAAUGGAGCCUGCAUCCUCUUUCUCUGUGUGUUUGAGAGCUUGACAGUGGGCUGGAUAUUUGGAGCAGACCGGAUGUGUGGCAUUAUCACAGACAUGACUGGCGAGCGUGCCAACCCGUUCUUCAAAAUCUGCUGGCGCUACUUGACCCCCAUGGUUUCUCUGGGCUCUUUGAUAUAUUCUCUAGUUGAAUACCAGCCACUGACAUUCAACCACUGGUAUGUGUACCCCACCUGGGCUUACGUAUUAGGCUGGAUGAUGGCCCUUUCCUCCAUCCUAAUGGUGCCGGGCUGGGCGCUGUACAAACUGAACACUGCCACCGGAACCUUCAGUCAGCGUCUCCAUCACCUGUGCUGGCCUGAGCCACCUGACUCCUCACUGUCCCUAAAGAGAGACACAGCACCACAUCACGGAGGAGGAUCUGGAAUGAUUCUGAGCUCGGAGCUUGUACCUUUUUGACCUCUCAUGACGCCACUCAUUAAAGUGUGCAAUGGGAAUGAGCCAACAACUGAAAUCCAAACAUAAACUCAAAUAUUUUGCUCUGGUUGUCAGAGUUAGGCAAACAUUUACUGCCUGAGGUCCCCAAGUCAAACAAACAAUUUGUUUGCUUUUAUGGCGGAUAUUAUUGACAUUAUGAUUCAUCAUGUCAUCAUUUGUUAUAACACAGUAUUGAUACACCAGAAUCUUAUACUGAUAUUGUUAUCUCUUCUGAAAGAUGUUUGGUACAUUAGUAUUAAA
Molecule: messenger RNA, 2061 nt
Organism: Syngnathus typhle (broad-nosed pipefish)
Lineage: Eukaryota; Metazoa; Chordata; Actinopteri; Syngnathiformes; Syngnathidae
Product: sodium- and chloride-dependent GABA transporter 2-like
Exons: 14
Coding region: 1-1782 (593 amino acids)
Biological process (GO): sodium ion transmembrane transport
Cellular component (GO): membrane
Source: RefSeq, a predicted model, not a curated record